UGCAGGGAGGGAGGGAGGGAAGGGAGGAGGGCAGCCCCGCCCCCGGAGCGCGCAGGCGCGGCCGGCCGGAGCUUCCCGCAGGCUCCGCGUCCAGUGACCACAGGGCUGAUGCUGUUACAUUCUUUGUGCUUAGGGCAAGGUGAUGGAUGGGCGGGCAGAGAUGGAGGUUAUAAGAAGCACACAAGGGAACAUGACAGGGGAGGUCAGUGUCCAUUUGGUUGCCAAUGAAAAUACUGUGCAAAGUGCCCAUUUACCAGCAACUGCGUUCAUCAUACCAGCAAACACAACCACUGUAAGCCUUCCAACAAGCACCUUAGAAAUCCAGCGUUUCCCUCGAGACCCUCAGAAAAAUAUAGGGGCAGAGAGGCAAAGAGAGGGCACAGGAAGUGAACCCAUCACAGCAACAGUCAUCCCACAGAUCAGUGGUGUACAGACCUGCAACACCAUCCGGGUUCUGGAGUGGAAGGAUGGGGUGGCCACUCUUCCUGGAAGCAACCUAAGGUUUCGGAUAAAUGAAUAUGGAACAUUGAAGGUGGUCAGUGCUGACAAGAUUUCACCGCUGGAGCCCCUGAGGGAUUGCAAUUCAGAAAGAGAUGGAGAUGAUGCAGUGGCUCUCAUUAGCAAAGACAAUCCAACCAUAGCUCAAGAUUCAGAUGUUCCUGAACCUCCAAAGCUUCCAACUGUAGACAGUCUGUUCCAUUGCAGUACCUGUGGUCGGAGAAAUGUUUCAGGAUCAGUCCAGGAAGGAAGGGGAUUUUGCAGUGAGAACUGCCUCCGGCAAUUCAAAGAAAGAUCAGUCAUUGUGGAGAAUUCUUCUGGCAGCACUAACUCCACUGAAAUUCUCAAACCAGUGAAGAAGCGGAAGAGGAAAGAAUAUCAAAGUCUUUCUGAGGAGGAAGAGGAAGAGGCUGAGCAAACGGAAGUAAAACAGGAGGAGACAAAUAGCUCUGGAGGAGAGCUUCCAUCUAGCAACGUUGGGAAUGAAGAGUGGAAUCUGAGUAAGCUUGACUUGAGUGAGGAGAAGACAGAAGGUUGGACCUGGGCAUCUUACUUGGAAGAGCUCAAAGCUAUUGCUGCCCCUUUGAAUCUGUUCCAGGAACACCAAUUGGCUGGUCAUGACAAGAAUGGUUUCAAGGUGGGGAUGAAACUGGAAGGGAUUGAUCCUCAGCACCCCUCCAUGUACUUUAUUCUCACAGUGGCUGAGGUAUGCGGUUACAGGAUGCGCCUCCACUUUGAUGGCUACUCUGAAUGUCAUGAUUUCUGGCUGAAUGCUAAUUCGCCUAACAUUCAUCCUGCUGGAUGGUUUGAGAAAACAGGACACAAACUCCAGCCUCCCAAAGGUUUAGGUUAUAAAGAAGAUGAAUUCAACUGGGCCACCUACCUGAAGAUAACUAAAGCUCAGGCAGCUCCCAAGCAUCUCUUUGUGACCCCGGAUAGUAAUGCUGCUCCCACGGGAUUCCAAAUGGGCAUGAAACUUGAAGCAGUGGACCGCAUGAACCCUUCUUUGAUAUGUGUUGCCACAGUGACAGACGUGGUGGACAAUCGCUUUUUGGUGCACUUUGACAACUGGGAUGAUACAUAUGACUACUGGUGUGACUCCAGCAGCCCGUAUAUCCACCCAGUUGGUUGGUGUCAGGAGCAUGGAAAGCCCCUCACUCCUCCACAAGACUACCCUGAUCCUGAGAACUUCAGCUGGGAAAAAUAUUUAGAGGAAACAGGUGCUUCAGCCGUGCCAAAAUGGGCUUUUAAAGUGAGGCAACCCCAUGGCUUUCUGAUCAAUAUGAGGUUGGAGGCAGUGGACCGAAGGACUCCCACCCUGAUCCGAGCAGCUAGUGUAGAAGAUGUAGAAGAUUAUAGAAUAAAAAUCCACUUUGAUGGCUGGAGCCAUGUCUAUGAUUUCUGGAUUGAUUCAGAUCACCCAGAUAUUCACCCUGCAGGAUGGUGUUCCAAAACAGGACAUCCAUUACAACCUCCGCUCAGACCAAAGGAGCCAGUGUCUUCUGCCAAUGGGAGCUGCCCAACAUUGGCCUGUAAGACUCUCCCUCCCACCAAGAGCUCCAAAUACAGCUUUCACAGAAAAUGCCCAACACCUGGUUGUGAUGGUUCUGGUCAUGUAACGGGGAGGUUUACAGCUCACUACUGCAUCUCAGGGUGUCCCCUUGCAGAGAAGAACCAGGGACGAGUGAAGGCUGAUCUCUCAGAUACAGAAAACUCUAUUCGAAAGAGAAAUCUCAUUGGCUUCUCUCAGCGGAAGAAAUCCCGACACCAUGGAAGAGGACGGCCCCCAAAAUAUCGGAAAAUCCAGCAGGAAGACUUCCAGACCAUUUCUUCAGACAACAUGCACCAGUCCCUCUUCAUGUCAGCUUUGUCAGCACACCCAGACCGUUCCUUGUCUCUUUGUUGGGAACAGCACUGUAAGCUCCUGCCAGGUGUGGCGGGGAUCACAGCAUCCACUGUGGCCAAAUGGACCACUGAUGAGGUGUUUAACUUUGUACAAACAUUGACGGGUUGUGAGGACCAAGCAAAACUCUUCAAAGAUGAGAUGAUUGAUGGUGAGGCAUUUCUUUUGCUAACUCAGACUGACAUUGUGAAGAUCAUGAGUGUCAAACUUGGUCCAGCACUGAAAAUUUACAAUGCCAUCCUCAUGUUCAAAAAUGCCGAUGACACCUUAAAGUGAGCCACCAGAGCAGCAUUUUACUUUCCUCCACAAGGAAAAUGCCAGACUCCCUUGUCUUAUCUCUUGUCUCUGCCAACUGGAGACCUUCCUGACUUCUGCAGGAAGUCCGGCCAUCUUGCUCUCUCUUUGAGUCUUCAUCCUUGUUUAGGACCAAAAACAUCUCUUGUCUGUUUUCCUCUCCUCUUUUACCAGCCUUUCUGAACACUGCCCUGGCCAUGUUUAAUAGUGAAACACUGGUAUUGGUAUGCCUGGUCCCACAAAAACCUGCCAGGAGUAUUCCUGAUAGUUUUAAAGGCACACGGGUUUGAAACUGGGGUUGCUGUUGGUUUUAAACUGCUUUGGUUGACCCCCUCAGUUCUGACUGUCUGUGCAAUUUUACUUUAUUGUGUGCCUCAGUUUACAUGAUGACAUGCAGAAGGCAAAUAUCGAUAUAUUGACCACCGGUAUAUACAGUUCCUCUAUUUCCAGACAGCAUCCUGUAUUUGGAAACAAUUCUGAACUCUGAUGUUUCAGGGAAAAGAUCAAUUGCAAACUAAUAUGGAUGAGACCGUGAACUUCAUAGAAGGCAGAUUAUCUAUAUCUGGGGAUUUGUUCCUUUCAAGGCAAGCUAUUGGACUAACAACACUGUAGAUAUAACCCACUCUUAACCAUUUUGGAUCCAUUGCUGCUAUGGUGCUCACAAUUUGUAGACUCACAAUAUUACCAUGUUAGUCAUGGAGGAUGACUGGAUGAAAGUAAUAUUUCUUGCAUUAACCUCUCUUCAAGCCUUUAGGUUUGCAUGGUGCAUUUUUCCCUACAGUGCACCUAUUAUAUAUAUUAAAAAUAGAUUGAAACUUCACAAAAAACAAGCUAACAAACAGGACUGGUACUUCAUAUCAAAUAAAAGCAUUCCUUCCCUUUACAGAAGGAAUUUCUGAUGUUGGGAAGAGCUGACUAAUUUCAUACAGCCUGUUGGACUUUCAGAUGAUGUUACUAUUUGAAAAAAGAUUUCGUGGAACGCAGCAAUCCUCAGAUUCUCUAUUCAGAUUUGAAUGCUCAUUUCCCCAGACAACAUGAUUUAUUCAGUGUGUACCAAAUGUUUACAUUCAGCUACUUGACAUUGUCCCUUGAACACAUAAUUUAGAAACUGUUCUUUUAAAAAAAAAGACAGAUGAUUGUGUGUUUGUUUCUAAACUGCAUGAAUAGAAAUUAUAUGGUGUGAUACUUGGCUUUUGAGUCAUUAAGAAUUCUGCUGUUGGCUACACAGGGUUUUUUCCUCUAUGCUGUCUUGACAUUGAGUAUUGAUGUACUGGCACAGGAUGUUUCACUGAGCCACUUUAGCUGCACUGUGGCCAUGUGGACGAAAAGAAAGGUUUAAUUUCAAAUACAGUUCUCUAACUAGACAAUGUUAGAGGGUGGUGGUUUCAGGUAACAGAUUGUGAAAUUGUUAAAGCAAAAAGUGUUCUGUUAAAUGGAUUUACUCUUGUAUCUUUGCUUUGGUAAUGGAGGUGGAGGAGCCAUAUCAGUGUUCCACCUCAGAUGCCAAGAUAUGAUCCUGUUGAGUUGGACAAUCUUGUCUAAUUUGGUUUCUGCUCUUCUUGUCCUUCUAUAACCAUAUCUCACCUCACAAUAAUUAUUAUACAGAGGGUAGCAAUGAGGCUAGCACUUCCAAGCAGAGAUUUAGACCUAAUUUCUUUCAUCUAAAUACAACUCUUGGUUAAAUGAAUAUUUUGCAUAUCAUUCCCCAUAUAUGUGGGCCCUUAAUUCUGUCAGAAUUUUUUCUUCUUCUUUUUCUUUAGACUCUGAAAGCAGGGGCAGAAUUUCUUAAUCAUUUGUAUACCAGCAUUGUGUCUCAUAUAAUAACAUGGUCUGUGAACUCCAGUUUUUAUGUUUUGGUCAAAUUCAUGCAAAGCUUCCUGUGGAAAUGCAGCAUUUUGACUCUGGUGUGAUGAAAUAUAGUGAAAUUUGGCUUUCCCUUUUCAGUGUUUAACCACUUGCUAUUCAAGAGAGACUUUUAUUUAACUUUAUUUGUCUUUAAAAAACAACAACAACAACAUGUUUUGCCCCAAAUUCAAGAUGUUUUCUUGAUCAUCACUGUAUAUUUACUUUUGAGGAAGUACAAUGUUUUGCACUUGUGAUCAAGUCCUUCCAAGAGAUGCAGCUAGUUCAUGGUGCCAAACUAUCCCUUUAUCCAAAGAAGUGUUCUUUUAGCCAAGCAGCAAGAAAGAAGAAAAUAAUCUGUUCUGUAAUAUAAAUAUUGCCACAUAAUGUGGACUUUAAGAAGAGGAAAACUUGUUUUGCACAUCUUUCCACCACGUCCAUGGUCCUCCUUGACUGCCCAUAUAAAUUCUGUCAGCAUAUUUGCAAGAAACCAGUUCUAAACAGCAAAGAAACACUCUUUAGUUUUUUAUUGACACUCAUUUUAGCCCUUCUAAAUAGGAAUGCAUUAUCCUGGGUUUGAAGGUGGUUGAAACAUCAUUGUAGAUGGUUUGCUGAAAAUGAUAAAUUUGAAUUAGAAGAGGGGGACAGCUGUUUCAGAACAUAUUCAUCGCCAGAGAUGAUUCGGUGCUAUAAAGGCCCAUUCUGAAAGAAACAAGUAGUACUUUUUGCAGUUGAGGUAAUUCAGCUGAGGUCAUAUGGUUCAGUCUUAGAGUCAUGCUGGAACUGUAGUCACUGAGAAAAUUGCUUACCUUGUACCAAUUGCUUUUUGUUUGUUUGUUUCAGCGAGACUGACUGGAGUAGAUCAGCCUCUCUUAUUCUUCAAGGAUGUUGGAUUUCUUGUUUAGUUUAGGUAAAGUUAAGUUUCUCUUAGAUCCUUUACACUGAAUUAUAGCAGCUGGCCACUUGAGGUCCUCAGUGCCAAAUGUUGUUAUUGUAGUUUUUUGGUUUAAUAUAAUCUGCUCUAAAUUUUAGUCUGCAUCUCUUUUCCCUUUCAUUUUUGUGAAUGUUAAAGUUAUUUAUUUACAGCUUAUUUAUUUAGGCUAAUUCUGUUCCUCCCUUGAAUAGAGCUUCCUGGGCUAUUGAGCAAGCUGGGUUGAAUUUGCAACAGGAAUGAAGUCUACUUAGUACUGAAUUCUUCCAAAAUACAAGUAUGCUUAUAUCAAGUGAAUUCAAAAUGCAAAUGUUUAUGUGAGAUAAAUGUUUCAGGUGACAGGAGAAAAAAAUAACAUGAAUAUAUUAUCUACAAAUUUUAAGCAACUCUGGUUGAAAUAUUUUUUAGAAAGAAAUCAGAUUAAAAUCCAAAAUGUGCAUGUGACUUCGUUAAAAUCCCUUUUCUCGUGUUUGUUAUUUUUGCCAAUGCUUCUGGGGUGCAUUGGUUCAGGAAUUUGGUCAAUAUCAGGAGAAAAGAAAGAAGACAGCAUUCUACAUAGAUAUUCCCUCGAAAAUCUUUGCCAUCUGCAGUGACAGGGCUGACAAAGAUUUUUGCCAGAGGGCCUAGAGAGUUCAUGCCAGCCUAAAUGGCUCAUACUAGCUUAUGUGGCUCACCAGUCUCACAGAA
Messenger RNA from Anolis carolinensis (green anole), 6155 nucleotides. It is a transcript of the gene l3mbtl1, whose product is annotated as L3MBTL histone methyl-lysine binding protein 1. The coding region runs from base 143 to 2677 and encodes 844 amino acids. Lineage: Eukaryota; Metazoa; Chordata; Lepidosauria; Squamata; Anolidae. The record is from RefSeq and is a predicted model, not a curated record. Gene Ontology annotation, biological process: negative regulation of DNA-templated transcription. The transcript has 22 exons. Gene Ontology annotation, molecular function: histone binding; zinc ion binding; chromatin binding. Gene Ontology annotation, cellular component: nucleus.